Messenger RNA from Plodia interpunctella (Indianmeal moth), 1640 nucleotides. RefSeq names its product zinc carboxypeptidase-like. Gene Ontology annotation, molecular function: zinc ion binding; metallocarboxypeptidase activity. NCBI's taxonomy places the organism in Eukaryota, Metazoa, Arthropoda, Insecta, Lepidoptera, Pyralidae. Gene Ontology annotation, biological process: proteolysis. The transcript has 8 exons. The coding region runs from base 231 to 1598 and encodes 455 amino acids. The record is from RefSeq and is a predicted model, not a curated record.
AGUUGUAGGGCACUGUGUGUGUAGUAGUGAGAGAGUUAUGAAUUGUUAUGUACAAGUGCUGUGUUCUUUUUUGGACAUAAAUCAACAAUUAUGAAGUGAUUUUUAGUGGAAAUUUAAAAAUAAAUAAAAAAAAAAACAGUGUUAAAAAUGAUAUGUUUCGUAUGAGAUUUUUAUCGUGAAGUGAUUGAUAUUUUUUGUGGUUUGUAACAAUAAGAGGCACACGUAGCAAUAUGAAUAUAGUGGUUGUAUUAUUAGCUGUUAUAGCACUUAGUGGCGCUAAGCAGACUUUUAACGACUACAAAGUGUACAAAGUAGUUCCUAAGAAUGAAGUACAAGUGCAACAAUUGAACGAUCUAAAAAAAGAUGGCUACGAUUUCUGGACGGACAUCUUUGAAGUGGAUAACGACGUCAGAAUAAUGGUUUCCCCUGCGCAGGAGAAGGUUUUUGUAAACUAUACCAGAACUGUCGGCAUGCAACCUGAAAUAACUGUUGCAAAUGUACAAGAACUCAUUGAUGCUCAAAUGAUACCAGCUGAUGGGAGAUCAGAAACACUCGGAUCAUUUUCAUGGAACAAAUAUCACAAUUUAGACGAAAUCCAUGCGUGGCUCGACGAAUUAGCCGACUUAUAUCCUGGAGUGGUCACUACUGUUACUAUAGGACAAUCAUACGAGUCAAGGCCGAUUAAAGGAGUUCUUAUUGACUUCAAAAAUAGCGAUCGCGAGGGCACUCCUCUAGUUGGUAUGAUUGAAGGUGGAAUACACGCAAGGGAAUGGAUAUCACCAGCAACUGUUACGUGGAUUAUUAAAGAGUUUUUGACCAGCGACGACGCAGAUGUCAGGUUUCUGGCUGAAACCUUCGUAUGGCAUAUUUUCCCCGUUGUCAAUCCAGAUGGAUAUGUCUAUACUUUUACUAAUAAUCGAAUGUGGAGAAAGAAUCGUAACCCAACAAACUACGUGUCGACCUGCGCCAACGCAGAUAUUGGCAACGGCAUCGAUCUCAACAGGAACUUCGACUUUGUAUGGAUGUCUAUUGGUGCCUCAAAUAACCCAUGUGCUGAAACCUAUGCCGGACCCAGUGCCUCAUCAGAAUUAGAAGCUCAAGCCAUAAUCAGAUACGUCAACCAGUUGAAAGCCACCGGCAACGUCAUCUACUACUUUGCCUUCCACUCAUAUUCUCAAAUGAUCUUGGUGCCUUACAGCCAUGUCAGCGACUUCGGCGUUUUGGAGGCUGAAAACUAUGGUGACAUGUACGAAAUCGCUAUACGUGGAGCUGAGAAGUUGACUGCAAGACAUGGCACUCCAUAUGCGGUAGGAACCUCCACGGCUAUUUUAUAUGCAGUUAGUGGAUCAAGCUUCGACUGGGCCAAAGGAGUAGCAAACUUUCCUAUUGUGUAUCUCUUUGAACUCAGGGAUGUAGGUAACUUCGGUUUCUUAUUACCAACGUCGCAGAUCAUCCCUAAUAACGAAGAAAUCAUGGAUUGCCUCAUCGAGAUGGACAAGACGACCAGACAGUUGAGAUACUACUCUGGCACUGUCGUCAUCUACAGGUCGAUCAUGUCCGUUAUCACCUCUCUAGUCUUCCUCGCUGUGUUCAAGUGAAUUUUCUACUUUUGUAAAUAAAUUUAUUUAUACUUUUUUAAA